Molecule: messenger RNA, 1194 nt
Organism: Geodia barretti
Lineage: Eukaryota; Metazoa; Porifera; Demospongiae; Tetractinellida; Geodiidae
Source: the annotation of a GenBank genome assembly
CUGCAUUGGCGUGCCUUUCACGCUGAAGGAUUCGAUGACACUGAGGGCAUUCAUCACGACGGGCGGCGGGACUUUGGGCGGCGAGUCUCUGAGUUCGUGCCUGAUGCUGAUGCGACGGUUGCGGCACGGCUGAGAGCUGCGGGCGGCAUACUUCUGGGCAAGUCGAAUACGCCGGAGCUUACGCUUGCCGCCGAGACGGAUAACCUUGUGUACGGGCGGACGAACAACCCGUUCAACGUGGAUCGUACGACCGGGGGUAGCAGCGGCGGCGCGGGAGCUAUCGUGUGCUGCGGGGGUGCGGCGUUCGACAUCGGCAGCGAUACGGGCGGCAGUGUGCGCUAUCCGGCGCACUUCUGCGGCAUCGCGGGGCUGAAGCCGAACUCCGGGCGCGUGCCACGCACCGGCCAUAUCGUGUCGCACAGCAUGGGCGCGGUCGAUUCGCUGACGCAGAACGGGCCGAUGGCGCGGUAUGUGGAGGACCUGGCGCUUCUCCUGCCUAUUAUAUCGGGGCCGGACUGGAGCGAUCCGUUUAUCGUACCGAUGCCUCUAGGUGAUCCUGCGGAUGUCGAUUUAGGUGGUCUGCGCGUAUGCUUCUACACAGACAAUGGCAUACGCACGCCGACGGCGGAGACGGUAGCGGCUGUGCGGAUGGCGGCUGAUGCGCUUGCUGACGCAGGAUGCUCGGUGGAAGAGGAUGUGCCAUCCGUCAUUGCCGAGAACCCGAACAUAUCAAAUGAGCUAUCGGGAGGCGACGGCAGGGCGUGGACGAAUCGGCUGCUUGAGAAGUGGGGCACGACGGAGACUUUCCCCUAUCUUACGCGGCGAAUAGCGAGAUCGCAGGACGAUAUGGUGUCUGUGGGUGACUUUACCGCGAGGCUGGAGCAUGUUGACGGUUUCCGCAGCGCAAUGCUGGGCUUCAUGCAGGACUACGAUGUCAUCAUCUGCCCGGUUGCGGCAUUUGCUGCGCUCCCGCAUGGGGAGUCACUGAAGGACGAGAACCAGCCGGGCAUGAGCUACGCGGCGACAUACAACAUCACGGGCUGGCCCUCGACGGUCAUACGAGGCGGCACAUCGCCGGAAGGCCUGCCGAUUGGCGUGCAGGCCGUGGCGCGGCCGUGGCGCGAGGAUGUGUCGCUGGCGGUGGCGCAGUAUCUAGAAGGUGUGCUGGGCGGGUGGCAGAAGCCGCCGAUUUAG